GGUUGCCAGGGAGAUGACCCCAUUUCUACCUCCUAUCGACUCAGCUGUGGCGGUUCCUGUCAAGAAGAUAAGGCCAGGACCAUGAUUCCCGGGAAAUACCGCACCAACCCUGGCCGAAUCACGCCGAGCAAUGUGAAUUGUGGGCUUCAUCUGGUUAUUCAGACAUCAACAGUGCCUGAGAAAAACAAAUUUGAACUCAGGCUAACUAAAGACUCAUCUUUCCAUAAUCGACUUUUGCAACACGAUAUAGAAAAAAACUACUCAAGCAGACAAGGGGAUGGAAGAGUAAUAAGUCCUUCACCUCGUAACAAACCGUCAUUCGUCCCAACCACAACAAACAUGACAGACCUUUGUGGGCUGGAACUGAAAACUGGCGCAAACUCUUUAUCAGCAUUUGGAGAUUCUUCCAUUCAGACACCUACAAAAUCCAGAGUUCGACAGGGUUGUCACAGUGCUGGCCCAAAUGUAUCUGGUGAUCAUGUCUACUUGGGGAGCUCAUCAAUGCCUUCAUUUCCAGUUCUUCAUCGUUCUAGUGAAGAAAAAAUUCUUUACUCAGAUAGGUUGACCUUAGAAAGGCAAAAACUGACAGUUUGUCCUGUGAUUGAUGGGGAAGAACACCUUCGUCUUUUGAACUUUCAACACAAUUUUAUAACUCGAAUCCAAAAUAUUUCUAACCUUCAGAGCCUUAUAUUCUUGGAUUUAUAUGAUAACCAGAUUGAGGAAAUAAGUGGACUUUCUACACUUAGGUCUCUUCGUGUUCUCUUAUUGGGGAAAAACAGAAUUAAGAAAAUCUCAAAUCUGGAUAAUCUGAAAAGCCUGGAUGUAUUGGACCUUCAUGGAAAUCAGAUUUCAAAAAUUGAAAAUGUCAGUCAUUUGUGUGAUCUGAGAGUUUUAAACCUUGCAAGAAACUUUUUAAAUGAUGUUGAUGAUCUUAAUGGCCUGAGUUCGCUGACUGAACUUAAUCUGCGACACAAUCAAAUCACUUCUGUGAGAGAUGUGGAUAAUUUGCCCUGCCUCCAACGUCUGUUUCUCAGCUACAACAAUAUCUCUUGUUUUGAAGAUAUUCUGUGCCUUGCUGACUCCACCUCCCUCUCAGACAUCACUCUUGAUGGCAAUCCAAUAGCUCAAGAGUCAUGGUACAAACACACUAUCCUUCAGCAUAUGAUGCAACUCCGCCAGCUAGAUAUGAAGAGAAUCACGGAAGAAGAAAGGCGCAUGGCAUCAAUUGUUGCAAGAAAAGAGGAAGAGAAGAAGCGUGAAAGUCAUAAGCAAACAUUGAUCAAGGAGAAGAAAAGGUUAACAAUUUGCAAUGUGGCUCGUAAGUGGGAUAUGCAGCAAAAUCGUGUGACCAGUGGUCCUUCUUCAAGUCAAGAUGGAAAGGACUCUGAUGUACCAUCUCAAGACACCUGCCAAUUGAAUGGAAGUGGAGCCUGUGUAUAUCCAGAGGAACCUGGGUCUCUUGAUCCUGUGUUAAGUACUGCUUUACAAGGGCUUGCUGUCAUAGAAAAUCACCUUGUGGAAGUGGAUGGAGAUACACUUUUCUUAUAUGGCUCUGGAGCUCUAGAAUCACUAGAUCGUAACUGGAGUGUUCAGACAGCAGGAUUGGUUACAACGGUGUCCUUCACUUUCAUUGAAUUUGAUGAAAUAGUCCAAGUACUCCCCAAAUUGAAGAUUAAAUUUCCUAAUUCUUUGCACCUUAAGUUCAAGGAAACAAAUCUUGUUAUGCUGCAGCAAUUUAAUGCACUAGCACAGCUUCGUCGCAUUGACCAGUUGACAAUCGAUCCUCAGGGAAAUCCAGUUGUCAAUUUUACACUCUGGAAAUAUUAUGUGCUAUUUAGACUGAGCCAUUUUAGUAUGCAAAAAAUAAAUGGAACUGAGGUGACACAGAAUGACAUGAUAAUGGCUGAAAGGCUUUUUGGAAUUCUGGCACAUGUAGCAUCUUCUGAGUUACCACAGUAUCGGCUACUUUCUCUUCUGGGCGAAGUCAGGAAGAAGCAAUUCCGGUAUCUGCUAGAAGGAAAAGGAAAAAAAUCUGGGGUGGUCAGUGAAGAAAAUAAUGAGAACAAAAGACUUGGUGGAGAAAAUACAAAUCGAGCUACAUUGAAUUAUACCACAAGAGAUUUUUAUACAGAAAAACUUGAGGAAAUAAAAGAAAAAAAGAAAUUUUGCAAGACUUACAUACAUGACCUUGUGAAAGAAGCAGCUGAAAUCAACAUGAAAAAUGAAUCUUUACAGAAGCUUUGGCCUCAGAUGUUCAUUGAGCUUGUCAGGGAUGCAGUAAUAGAAAUUCGCAAUAAGAAUUCCUACAUGAAACUCUGUCUGCAAAGAAUAACUGAUACAAAAUAGCAGUUUACCAAUUACUGUUGAUUUGAGUAUUUUGUGUUUGUUUCAAGAAGACUAAAAAUAUAGAGGAUAAACAUUACCAGAAAAAUAAAUCACUUUCCUACAAAGGAUGGCUUCUAAGCAUCAUUGAAUACUGUUUUCCCAGGGAGAGUUGACUAGGCUUUAAAAAAAUAAAAAUGACAAGACCAAAAAACUUUUAAGAUGUCAGUAUGGCCUUUGUGAAUAAAGCCAUUUGUAGAAAGUAACAAGAUCAGAGGUUG
Monodelphis domestica (gray short-tailed opossum) is the source of this 2603-nucleotide messenger RNA. It is a transcript of the gene LRRC49, whose product is annotated as leucine rich repeat containing 49. The record is from RefSeq and is a predicted model, not a curated record. Lineage: Eukaryota; Metazoa; Chordata; Mammalia; Didelphimorphia; Didelphidae. Gene Ontology annotation, molecular function: protein binding.